Rubroshorea leprosula is the source of this 4840-nucleotide messenger RNA. NCBI's taxonomy places the organism in Eukaryota, Viridiplantae, Streptophyta, Magnoliopsida, Malvales, Dipterocarpaceae. The record is from the annotation of a GenBank genome assembly.
UAAGUCCCCUCAUCGCUCCUCAAAUUCUCUCUGUUCCAAACUAAAGAGAGACAGAAACCUUUUUAACUUUUCAGAAAAUCUUGAAGAGGAGACAUACAAAAGUGAGAAACAAACAAAGAAUUCUUCAAUUCGUGUUCCCACUUUUCUACACUGAUCUCUGUGGAGAAGGAAGUCCAGCUGUGGAGAAGAAGCAUAACAUGGAGGGAUACGGAGUAGAGAAAGCAAGGGCUUCGGGACGGCGGACUAGCCGAAACUUCAGCAGCAGCAUAAGCAGGAGCUUGAGCAGGUCGAAUUGGGGGAUGGAGGAUGUGUUUUCCGGAAGCAGGAACUCCAGGAGGAGCAGCCGAAGAGCUGAGGAAGAUGAGGAGGCUCUGAAAUGGGCCGCUAUAGAGAAGCUACCGACGUAUGACCGAUUGAGGACUAGUAUCAUGCAAUCUUUUCUGGAGCAUGAGGUCCAUGGAAACCAGGUUGUGCACAAAGAAGUGGAUGUGACAAAACUGGACCUGUCUGACCGACAGAAGUUCAUCGAUCAGAUUUUCAAGAUUGCUGAGGAAGAUAAUGAGAAGUUCUUGAAGAAAUUCAGAAGCAGGAUUGAUAAGGUCGGAAUUCGACUUCCCAAGGUAGAGGUCAGGUUUGAACACUUAAACAUAGAAGCCAAUUGCCAUAUCGGUACAAGGGCUCUUCCAACCCUUCCAAAUGCUGCCAGAAACAUUGCAGAGUCAGUUAUUGGCAUGCUGGGAAUUAGUUUAACUAAGAGAACAAAACUCACCAUCCUCAAAGAUGCCUCAGGAAUUAUUAAACCAUCAAGGAUGACACUCUUGUUAGGCCCACCCUCUUCUGGCAAAACAACCCUUUUGCUGGCAUUGGCUGGAAAAUUGGACCCAAGCUUGAAGGUCAAAGGAGAAGUAACUUACAAUGGGUAUAAACUCAAUGAAUUUGUGCCUAAAAAGACUUCUGCAUACAUUAGUCAAAAUGAUGUUCAUGUUGGAGAAAUGACUGUUAAAGAAACUCUUGAUUUCUCCGCAAGGUGCCAAGGAGUUGGUACUCGAUAUGAUCUUCUGAGUGAGCUUGCAAGAAGGGAAAAAGAUGCAGGAAUUUUCCCAGAGGCAGAAGUGGACCUUUUCAUGAAAGCAACUGCAAUGAAGGGAGUUGAAAGCAGCCUAAUUACAGACUACACUCUCAAGAUUCUGGGGCUUGAUAUCUGUAAAGAUACAAUUGUUGGAGAUCAAAUGCACCGCGGAAUUUCUGGUGGACAGAGAAAAAGAGUAACAACAGGGGAGAUGAUUGUUGGUCCCACCAAGGCAUUGUUUAUGGAUGAGAUAUCAACAGGGCUUGAUAGCUCCACAACAUACCAAAUAGUUAAAUGCUUGCAGCAGAUUGUGCACCUUACUGAGGCCACAAUCUUGAUUUCCCUACUCCAGCCUGCUCCUGAGACGUUUGAUCUCUUUGAUGAUAUCAUUCUCCUAUCAGAGGGUCAGAUCGUCUAUCAGGGCCCACGAGAACACAUCCUUGAGUUCUUUGAGUGCUGUGGGUUCAAGUGCCCUGAGAGAAAGGGAACCGCUGAUUUCUUACAAGAGGUUACCUCAAGGAAAGACCAAGAGCAGUACUGGGUAGACAGAAAUAAGCCAUAUAGAUACAUCACAGUGACUGAGUUUGCAAACAAGUUCAAGCGUUUCCAUGUCGGCAUGCGGCUCGACAAUGAGCUCUCGGUGCGUUUCGACAGGUCAAAGGGUCAUAGAGCAGCCUUGGCAUUCAAGAAAUACUCAGUCCCCAAAAUGGAACUCCUCAAGGCGUGCUGGGACAAAGAAUGGUUACUCAUCAAGAAAAAUUCUUUUGUUUACGUUUUCAAGACGGUUCAGAUCAUCAUUGUGGCAAUCAUAGGAUCCACGGUGUUCAUAAGGACAAGAAUGCAUACAAGGAACGAGGAAGAUGGGGCAAAAUAUAUUGGUGCACUUCUAUUCUGCAUGGUCAUUAACAUGUUCAAUGGUUUCUCCGAGCUAGCCAUCAUGAUCAGCAGGCUUCCUUCUGUCGUUUGGAUGGUCACUACAUAUUACUCAAUUGGAUUUGCACCUGAAGCUGGCAGGUUUUUCAAGCAAUUUUUGGUGAUAUUCUUGGUUCAACAAAUGGCAUCCGGGUUAUUCAGGCUCAUUGCUGGAGUAUGUAGAACAAUGAUCAUUGCAAAUACUGGCGGGGCCCUCACUCUUCUGCUUAUCUUCUUGCUGGGAGGUUUCAUCAUUCCUAAAAAUCAAAUUCCGAAAUGGUGGGAAUGGGGUUAUUGGGUGUCACCUUUGUCAUAUGGAUACAAUGCCAUGGCCACAAAUGAAAUGUAUGCUCCAAGGUGGAUGAAGCAACCGUCUUCAGAAAUCGGCACUAGCUUAGGGGUGAAAGUGCUCAGAAACUUUGAUGUCUUCACAAAUGAAAACUGGUAUUGGAUUGGUGUAGCAGCUCUCUUUGGGUUCACAGUGCUUUUCAAUGUCCUCUUUACGUUUGCACUCACGUACCUUAGCCCUCCUGGCAAACCACAAGCAAUAAUUUCUGAAGAGACAGCAGACGAUAUGGAGGCAGGGCAAGACGGAACUAACGAUCAACCAAGAUUAAGAAGACCAAAGUCAAAGAAAAAUUCAUUCCCUCGAUCACUGUCUGCUUUGGAUGGAAACAAUUCUAGAGAAAUGGCAAUUCGGAGAAUGAGCAGUAGGGCUAAUCCUAGUGGAAUGGGUAGAAAUGCUGAUUCUACACUUGAGGCAGCCAAUGGAGUUGGCCCCAAGAGAGGAAUGGUUCUUCCUUUCACUCCUCUAGCCAUGUCAUUUGACAGUGUCAACUACUAUGUUGACAUGCCGCCUGAAAUGAAGGAGCAAGGAGUUGCAGAAGACAGGCUGCAGCUAUUGAGAGAAGUUACAGGGGCAUUUAGGCCAGGAGUGUUGACUGCACUAAUGGGAGUUAGUGGAGCCGGAAAGACAACAUUGAUGGAUGUUUUGGCAGGCAGAAAGACGGGUGGAUACAUUGAGGGCGAUAUCAGAAUAUCUGGAUUCCCUAAGAAACAAGAAACCUUUGCAAGAAUUUCUGGAUAUUGUGAACAAAAUGACAUACAUUCACCCCAAGUUACUAUCAGAGAAUCCUUGAUUUACUCAGCUUUCCUUCGACUCCCUAAAGAAGUCAGCAAAGAGGAAAAAAUGAUUUUUGUGGAUGAAGUGAUGGAACUGGUAGAGUUAGACAACCUCAAGGAUGCUAUAGUGGGGUUACCAGGAAUUACAGGGUUGUCAACAGAACAAAGAAAGAGAUUGACAAUUGCAGUAGAGCUUGUGGCCAAUCCAUCAAUUAUAUUCAUGGAUGAACCGACAUCUGGUCUUGAUGCAAGGGCAGCUGCCAUUGUCAUGAGGACUGUAAGAAACACAGUGGACACUGGAAGAACAGUUGUCUGUACAAUUCAUCAGCCUAGCAUUGACAUUUUUGAAGCUUUCGAUGAGCUUCUGCUGAUGAAGAGAGGAGGACAAGUGAUCUACUCAGGACCAUUGGGUAGAAAUUCUCACAAGAUAAUUGAAUAUUUUGAGGUGAUUCCUGGAAUCCCAAAGAUCAAGGACAAGUACAAUCCGGCAACAUGGAUGUUGGAAGUGAGCUCUAUUGCAGCUGAAGUUAGACUUGGAUUGGACUUUGCUGAAUACUACAAAUCAUCUUCCCUGCAUCAGAGAAACAAGGCAUUAGUGAACGAGUUAAGCACACCUCCCCCAGGAGCUAAAGACCUCUACUUCUUCACUCAGUAUUCACAAUCCUCAUGGGGACAAUUCAAGUCUUGCCUUUGGAAGCAGUGGUGGACGUACUGGAGAAGUCCAAGUUAUAACCUUGUUAGAUACUUCUUCACCUUGGCGUGUGCCCUUUUGGUUGGUACAAUUUUCUGGCAGGUUGGCCAAAAAAGGGAGAGCUCAACUGAUCUUAUGAUGAUCAUUGGAUCCAUGUAUGCUGCAGUCUUGUUCCUAGGAAUUAAUAACUGUCAAACAGUCCAACCAAUAGUAGCUAUAGAAAGGACAGUGUUUUAUCGUGAAAGGGCAGCCGGAAUGUACUCUGCGCUACCUUAUGCACUUGCACAGGUGAUUAUUGAGAUACCUUAUGUGUUUGUACAAACCACAUAUUACACCCUCAUUGUGUAUGCUAUGGUGGGAUUUCAAUGGACUGUAGCCAAGUUCUUCUGGUUCUUCUUCAUCAGCUUUUUCUCCUUCCUUUACUUCACAUACUAUGGAAUGAUGACCAUUUCCGUCACACCAAACCACCAAGUGGCAUCCAUAUUUGCAGCAGCUUUCUAUGCACUCUUCAAUCUGUUCUCUGGCUUCUUCAUCCCAAAACUAAAAAUUCCCAAGUGGUGGAUUUGGUACUACUGGAUCUGCCCUGUGGCAUGGACAGUUUAUGGAUUAAUUAUAUCACAAUAUGGUGAUGUAGAACUGCAAAUCAAAGUUCCAGGAUCCUCAGACCAACCUAUUAGAUCGUAUAUUGAGAGCCAACUCGGGUAUGAUCCAAACUUCAUGGGACCAGUUGCAGGUGUUCUGGUUGGAUUCGCAGUGUUCUUCGCCUUCUUGUAUGCCUACUGCAUAAAGACACUGAACUUCCAAAUGAGGUAGACGUAAUUCAUGUGGAGAAAUUCUUCCUCAACCAUGUACGACAAAUGAAAAGUGACCUUGUGAAUACAAAAACACAGUGGAAUGCAAUGGUUGUAUUAGGCCUCUGUGUUAACCUUUUAGAAGCAAAUUUAUUAAGUCGUUUGCAAGAUUUUGAAAGUUGUACUGGGCUACCAGGAAAUGUAAAGAAUUUUGAAGGAAAAAUCUUUGUGCGACAAUGAACAGCUAAAGCUAUA